UGUUUAUUUUUUCUUCACUCCUCUUCUCUCAUCUCCGCCCUCUCUCUCCCCCAUCGUCGAUAGUACUACCAAAAGUAGAAAUUCCCAGUGUCGCAGGCAUUUUGGGAUUCCGCGGAGGCCUUAUCUCCGUCGGAUUGGAGUGCAUUUGCCGUUGUAGUUGUUCGUGGCAGCGCGGUAUUCGAUACGUAGCCGUUUCAGCUCGUCCGGAGCUGUAUCUUGACGCUGGGAAAUCGGUUGCCUUUCCCGGUGAAGUUUCCUUGAAGGUUUAGCGCGAUCUACAUUUGUUUUAUUCCUAUUCGAGUUGUUUCUCUGGGAAUUUCUUCUCCUUCUUGGCAUUGCAAGGUCGGAUUUUUUCUGGCAUGUACAUUGCGGUCUCCUGUACGCAAGGGUCCUUCCAAAAAUGGGACUUUUGAGGCGUGUCUAACAUUUUGAGUCGAAGAGUCUCAGGGAGCAGUGACAUUGUUGAAAUUUGAGACAACCUCCUCUGUGCCAUGGUCUUCAGUAUGCUUCAGGUACUCUAGCCGCUUUCGAUCUCAGAUUCUGUUGUUUUGAAUGCGAUUAGAAAGUUGGGAUCUUUCUUGAGGAGGAUCAUAUUUCCGAAUUCUGGGUUUCCUUAGAUCCUUGUAAUCUUGAUUGUGAUAUUGAACCACUAAAAUCCAUGGAGUCCCUUGGCCGUUGCAUUACUCUCCUUGUGCUUCUCGGGGUGUUGUUAUUCACAGGCCACUGUGAGGCCCAGUCACCAGGUUCAGCUACAGGUGAUGCAAGAUCGUUAGAUACUCUCCUUCAGGACUAUGCUUACCGUGCACUUGUUCAUCCCCGCACUGGAUUUGUAUAUGAUGGCACUGUCCCUUCCAAUCUCACCGGCAUUAGGAUUGCAGCAAUAAGGCUUAGAAGUGGGAGCCUGAGAAAGAGAGGAGUUGAUAGCUACAAGGAAUUUGACAUCCCAUCUGACAUUGUUGUUCAGCCUUAUGUAAAAAGGUUGGUUCUGGUUUACCAGAAUCUGGGCAACUGGUCUUCAUUCUACUACCCUCUUCCUGGUUAUACCUACUUGACUCCUGUGCUUGGUCUCCUUGCCUAUGAUGCCACAAAUCUCUCUGCUACCAACUUGCCUAAAUUAGAUUUUGCAGCUACAAACUUACCCGUAUCUAUUAAUUUCUCAAAUGUUGUUGUUCCUGUGCCUAGUGGUGUAAUUGCCAGAUGUGUGUGGUUUGGUCUAAAUGGCUCACCAGAUUUCAGAGAUUCGGAGUCAGGAAGUAUAUGCACCGUGUUCCGCCAAGGUCACUUCUCCAUUGUGGUCAAUUCUAGUGAGAUUGUUCUUCCUCCUGCACCAAGUGAAGGUCCAGGGCUGUCUCUAAAUCCUGUUGUUUCUAGGAGUAACAAGUCCAAGCUAUGGAAGAUAAUUGUCUCUGUGAUUGGAGGGAUUGCAUUGGUUCUCUUGGCUUUACUUACAUUUUUUGUGCUCAAGUAUACUCGAAACAAAAAGGUGGCAAAGAUGGAGCAGCAUGCAGAUGCAGGAGUAUCCUUGCAUACUGCAAGUGUUGGAAAUGCUCGGGUCCCUGUGGCUUCUGGUCUAAGGACACAACCGAUCCUUGAGAAUGAACUUGUCGCUUAACUUCAAAGAUCGAGAGCAAAAUACAAGAAGAUUGUCGUUCGGGUGUUUUUGUAUGAACAAGACCAGCAGAAAACCAUUGCAAAUGUUACAUGAUAUGGUUUAGGUUUUGCAUUCAGCACCUACAAUAUAGACAUUGUUUUUCCAUAUUUUAUUUUUUUACGCCCAGAUUUUUCACAGUUCUAUAGUCUGCCCGAAGAAUUGGCCUUGUUAGUAACUGUAACUGUUUCAAAAUUUCAUUUGUUGGUUAUGUUCUGAGGGAUGUUGCUAAUAAAAGUUAUAAAGCUGAGAUUAUUCAUCCA
Messenger RNA from Zingiber officinale, 1911 nucleotides. RefSeq lists its product as uncharacterized. The record is from RefSeq and is a predicted model, not a curated record. Lineage: Eukaryota; Viridiplantae; Streptophyta; Magnoliopsida; Zingiberales; Zingiberaceae. Gene Ontology annotation, cellular component: membrane. The transcript has a single exon. Bases 659 to 1612 code for a protein of 317 amino acids.